GUAAAGCUUAGCGAAAGUCGUACACUUAGGACUGAAAAUUUAGAAGUGAAACACAACAAUAACGAUGAUUAUUAUCAAGAGGUAAUGGAUAUUUUUAAAUCAAAUGAGCAUCGCCUUCAUUCUGAUGAUUAA
This is a messenger RNA of Funneliformis caledonium, 132 nucleotides long. The record is from the annotation of a GenBank genome assembly. NCBI's taxonomy places the organism in Eukaryota, Fungi, Glomeromycota, Glomeromycetes, Glomerales, Glomeraceae.